Cuscuta epithymum is the source of this 2509-nucleotide messenger RNA. NCBI's taxonomy places the organism in Eukaryota, Viridiplantae, Streptophyta, Magnoliopsida, Solanales, Convolvulaceae. The record is from the annotation of a GenBank genome assembly.
GCACGUUGUAAUUCAAACUAAAGGAGACAAUUUUCAUAAGCCAUUUCUGGCAACUAGAACUCCUAAGCACUUUCCUUAUUUGUUCUUACUUUCUUGAUUCCUACUUGAGUGUUCUUAUGUAGCUUUUCUAAAAGCCUACGAACGUCCUAUUUUGGACCAACAGCUAUCAUUUUUGUAAACAAAAUUUAUUUUAGUCUAUAGAAAUUAUUUUUAUGCUUGUGGUUGCCCGCGGGGGUCUGUUAUCUGGUGUGAUAACAUGCGAAACGGCGUGGAGUACUGCUCCAUUACUCCUCCCCUUCGGUGAUGCUAUGCUAUUAUUAGUGGAGUGGUUUUUCGCCCACAGUUUUAAUGGAUCCAAACCCGAUUACAGCAUACACGGAUCCUGAACUGAAGACUGCCUAGGAGAGAGCAGCAUCAAUGGAAUUCAGCCGGGUUGAAUCUCGACCCGGACCCGGUUCCCCUCAACCCCAUCGCCUGAACAAGUUUGCUUUUCUCAGUGCCGUUUUGGCUUCCACCAAUUCUAUUCUCUUGGGUUAUGAUCUGGGAGUCAUGAGUGGCGCGGUGUUGUUCAUAAAGGAAACGUUCAAGCUUUCAUCAGUUGAGCAUGAAUUGCUAGUGAGCUUGCUGAACGUUUCUUCUUUGGUUGGGUCUCUUGCUUCUGGAAAAACUUCAGAUUUGAUAGGCAGACGCUACACCAUUGUCCUGGCUGCGGCAACUUUCGUAAUCGGAGCCCUCCUCAUGGGACUCGCCCCGUCAUACCCCUUCCUUCUCGCCGGCAGGGUUGUCGCCGGCGUCGGCGUCGGUUACUCUCUCAUGAUCGCUCCGGUCUACACCAGCGAGGUGUCGCCGGCCAUGACCCGGGGAUUUCUAUCCUCUCUCCCGGAAGUGUUCAUCAACGUUGGCAUUCUCACCGGCUUUGUCUCCAACAUCCUUUUGGCAGGCCUCCCGGCCGGCAUUAACUGGAGGCUCAUGCUGGGCCUCUCCGGCGUUCCGGCGAUCGGGAUCGCCGUCGCCGUUAUCCGGAUGCCGGAGUCUCCCCGGUGGCUUGCCAUGAAAGGGAGGCUCAGUGAAGCGAAGAUGGUUCUGCUCAGGACUUCGGGAAGCGGAGAGGAAGCAGAUCUGAGGCUGGAAGAAAUAACGAAGGCGGCGGCGGCGGGUGGUGGGGGGGCGUGGAAGGAGCUUCUCCGGCCGACGCCUCCGGUGCGUCGGAUGCUGGUCACCGCGGUCGGAAUAAACUUCUUCAUGCAAGCCUCCGGGAACGAUGCGGUGGUUUACUACACGCCGCUGGUCUUCCAAUCGGCCGGAAUCAGCAGCAGGAAGGGGCAGAUAGGGGUGACGAUCGUGAUGGGGCUGGCUAAAACCUUGUUCGUUUUGGUGUCCGCGCUGUUCUUGGACAACUUCGGGCGGCGGCCUAUGUUGUUGCUGGGCACGGUGGGCCAGGCCGCGAGCCUUCUCGGGCUUGGGUUGGGCUCAACCUUUCUGCUGCGCUCGCAUGAGAAGCCGGUAUGGGCCAUCGCGCUGUGCGUGUUGGCGGUGUGUGCGGACGUGUCGUUCUUCUCCAUCGGGCUUGGGCCGGUGACGUGGGUAUACUCGGCGGAAAUAUUCCCGCUGAGGCUGAGGGCCCAAGGAUCGGCCCUGGCAGUUUCAGUGAACAGGUUGGUGAGCGGGGCGGUGUCGGCCACGUUUCUGAGCGUGUCCAGGAAGAUCACAUUUGGAGGGACGUUUUUUGUGCUUUCGGGGGUCAUGCUUCUGGCGUCGCUCUUCUUUUACUUGCUGUUGCCCGAAACGAAAGGCAAGAGCCUGGAGGAUAUGGGGGCGUUGUUUGAUGACCACAAACCCACCCAACUUCAAACACACGUCUAAGCAUUUAUUUAUUAACCUAAUAACGUCCUCUCUCCUUUUGUUAUUUUUAGUGUAAUACUCCGUAUAUGUAUCGUCUCAUCACGUAAUUCGUUCAACCAUGCUUGGGGAUAGGGCAAAUUAUACCGUGGGAUCGGCCCACCAUGAGCAUGGUGUGCCGAUCCCAAACGACAUAGUUUUAUUAAUAAAAAAGCAACCACCUCUUGUUCGCUGGCUAGGUAUAGCCGGUGCUGCACUGCCACCGGUGCUGCACUGCCACCGACUUAGUUAUUACGCAGCACAAAGGGAACGUAGCGAGCAACAAUUCUUCCUGGUGUCUUGACAAUUAAAUCGCAAACCCUAGGAGCGGAUGAAACUUCAUGGUGUCCUGAUGUCUCUUAACGUUGCUGCCAUGAGGAACUUAGAAGCUAUUUAGGAAUCUUCUUUACACACACACACACACACAUAUAUAUAUAUCUUAUACAGUAUUGAACAAUUUAUAUUUUGAUUUGGCUCAAGUUAUAUUUGAAAAUACACACAGUUACAUAAAUUUUGUUCGCGAGUUACAAUUUCUUACCCAUGGUUUACAUCAUUCAUGUACGCGAGUUACAUUUGAACUUGUCUUAGCAAGUUACAUUUUGCAUGAGCGUGAGUUAUAUUUUUUAUCAAG